Manihot esculenta (cassava) is the source of this 733-nucleotide messenger RNA. Its product is annotated as methylthioribulose-1-phosphate dehydratase-like. The transcript is spliced from 2 exons. Bases 203 to 691 code for a protein of 162 amino acids. Gene Ontology annotation, molecular function: methylthioribulose 1-phosphate dehydratase activity. Gene Ontology annotation, cellular component: cytoplasm. The record is from RefSeq and is a predicted model, not a curated record. NCBI's taxonomy places the organism in Eukaryota, Viridiplantae, Streptophyta, Magnoliopsida, Malpighiales, Euphorbiaceae.
CCAGUGGCGGAGCCAGGAACUUCCCUUUGGUAGGGCACCACCGGCUGCGCCGCUGCGGCACCUUCAUCCCCCUUCAAAAUAUUUUUCGGUCGCAGAAUGAAAUGCGCUGCCACCGUCUUCUGUUACAACAGCAAUAGAAAAAAGAUUUCACUUUUCCAGCUAAAAGAAAUUCUCAAUUUGCUCUCCCUCGAAAAAGCAGGCAAUGGCGACUGCGGCAGCUCCAGCAGCGGUGAACGGAGGAGGCAAGGUGACUUCUCAAGCUUAUUUGGAGAGUAUUGCUGUGAAGGACACGAGGGUGUUAAUCGCUGAUCUCUGCCGCCAGUUCUACAACCUUGGAUGGGUCUCUGGGACAGGUGGAAGCAUCACCAUCAAGGUCCACGAUGAUUCCAUCCCUAAGCCUCAACAGCUUAUCUUAAUGUCCCCUUCUGGUAAAUAUUGUCGUUGCUAUGCUAUUCCCAAAAUUGAGCUCCUUUGUUCAUCUGUUUACAUGUGUUGUCGGAUUACUGCGCGGCACCACCGGGGGACGCUGCAACUGCACUGCUGCGGCACCACCGGCUGCGCCGCUGCGGCACCUUCAUCCCCCUUCAAAGCAUUUUCCGGUCGCCGGUACGGCACGUGCCCCCCCUUGCCGUACCGUCCCUCCGCCCCUGAAUACAACACAGGAAAACAAAAUAAAAGAAACAAAAUAUAAUAUUUACACUCAGCUCGGACGGAGGAAAGAAAACCCACGAGC